CGAAAGCUUACUCUAAAUGACUUAAUAAUGUGAAUAUAGAAGUUUUAUUAGUUUCUGAGCCUAAUUUUUAGAUUAUAUAUCUAAUUUAAUAAAGUUUAAAAGAAAAACCUGUUCAUGAUGUCGCGAGCGAGUACCUCACAGUCACCACCUGUUGUUGCUUCCAUUAACGAUGUCAGUGCAUUAUUUCAAAAUGCACAGAAAUAUGAAGAACUGAGUCUAAUUGGUACAGGUGCAUAUGGGACAGUGUAUAAAGCUCGCGAUCUUCAUAAUGGAGGUCAGAUUGUAGCUAUGAAGAAAGUUAAAGUGGCCCUCACAGAGGAUGGGAUACCACUCUCAACUGUACGAGAGAUUGCCUUGUUAAGACAACUUGAGGCGUAUAGACAUCCCAAUAUAGUCAGACUGCUAGAUGUCUGCCACGGAGGGCAGUGUUUGGAGCGAGACCAGCAGCUAGUACUAUUCCUUGUGUUUGAACAUGUGGAACAGGACCUUGACUCUUUCCUUAGUCGAGCACCGGGACCACUUCCAGAAAGCAGGAUUAGAAGCAUGUCCCACGAUAUAAUAUCAGGGGUGGACUUCUUGCACUCUCAUCGCAUUGUGCACCGAGAUCUCAAACCUCACAAUCUUCUAGUGACGGCGGCUGGACGAGUCAAGCUAGCUGACUUCGGUCUCGCCAAGACCUAUGAUGUAGAGAUGAAGCUCACCAGUGUUGUGGUGACGCUGUGGUACCGCCCCCCGGAGGUGCUGCUGGGGGCGCGCUACUGCUCGGCGCUGGACGUGUGGUCGGCGGGCUGCGUGCUGGCGCAGCUGCACACGCGCCGCCCGCUGCUGCCCGGCGCCUCCGACUCCGAUCAGCUGCACCGUAUCUUUAGAUUAAUAGGUCGGCCCCCUCGCUCGGAGUGGCCUGACAACGUAUCCAUAGAGCUGGACAGUUUCCCGAGCUACCCUCCACAGGACCUGGCCAGAAUCCUGCCCAGGAUACAUCCUCAUGCAUUAGAUCUUAUCAAGGGCAUGCUGGUGUUUGACCCGUCCAAGCGGCUGACGGCGAUGGACUGCCUGGAGCACCCUUACUUCACGGAGGAGCCGGUCGCGUAGUCCACUGCGACCCUCAACAUCAGCCGCCGCCGCUAUGGGCGACAUCAAACUACCUACUUACUAAAACAUUGUGAACACAGUGAACUUUGUCGGGAGUGUCGUUUUUAGGCGCGACACACACGCAGCAGCAACGUACUGCCGUUACGUGAUAUUUGACUCAUAAAUGAAGGUGACCGGCGGGCGAUGACCUCGAGCGUCAUGUCAUUUACAAAUGUGUUACAUUGCGUGCUGAGCCAAAACAAUAGUUUUUGUUUAAAUUAGUACAUAUACUAUGCUAUAUGUAAUUAUAAUCAUACAAAAGUUGAAGUCCUCAACAGCAGGGCAAGAAGGUUUCGUCUCUGGAAGAUAUUCUCUUCCCUUUAGAAAUGUUCACGCAAGUGCUAGUUCCCAUACAUAGACCAUAAUCACAGACACCUCAAGACUUUUGGAACAGCGCCCUAGCGGCAAAGGUCCUUACCUGGGCGCAUAAAGGGUGUAUUUAAACUGUUUUCACGCCAGACAACAAUAGUCCAUUGUACAUCUAAGUUCCUUUACUGUCAAUGCGUGUGAUACUUACUCCGCGCUGGUCCUCUGGUGACUGACAAGCGACUACGCGUCACAUAAGUCGCUAAACGAUCCCGCCCAGUUACUUUAAAAACACAUCUGUUAUACCAAGCAGUAAUGCGUUUCGGUUUGAAGGGUGGGGCAGCCGUUGUAACUAUACUGAGACCUUUGAACUUACAUCUUAAGGUGGGUGGCGCAUUUACGUUGUAGUUGUCUAUGGGCUCCAGUAACCACUUAACACCAGGUGGGCUGUGAGCUCGUCCACCUAUAUAAGCAAUAAAAAAAAACCUCCAGGGCCCCUGUUUAUUUCUAGACACUUUUUAAACUCAACAAGAUGAUAGACAGCCGUCGCCGGCGGGUGACCCGUCCACCAGUUGUACAAGAAGAGUUGAGGGGCGGCGCCACCUCUCGACACCUGGAGAGUCCUGAUUGAGAGGAAAUCCUACAAAUAUAUUUAGUGAGAGAUCGAGACGCGUGCCUUAACGUUGAUAGUGUUGUCCUGCUCGCACACAGGUGACGCGGUGGUGUAGAGUGAGAUAGAACAGUUUAGAAUUUAAGUUGUUAAAAUUGUUGAGACCUAAGACUAUUACGUGUGCUGAGAAC
Molecule: messenger RNA, 2238 nt
Organism: Bombyx mandarina (wild silkworm)
Lineage: Eukaryota; Metazoa; Arthropoda; Insecta; Lepidoptera; Bombycidae
Gene: Cdk4
Product: Cyclin-dependent kinase 4
Biological process (GO): G1/S transition of mitotic cell cycle; signal transduction; regulation of gene expression
Cellular component (GO): nucleus; cyclin-dependent protein kinase holoenzyme complex; cytoplasm
Molecular function (GO): ATP binding; cyclin-dependent protein serine/threonine kinase activity; cyclin binding
Source: RefSeq, a predicted model, not a curated record